AUGGCCCUGUCCCUACAGAGCUUGGCAUUCUCCCUCCUGAUCAUCCUGGCCAUCUCCGGCCAGGCUUAUGGUUUUGGUGCGGGCAACAUUGCCUCUCUUUCCAAGAUCGAGGGGCAAAACUGGCGCCACGGAGAUAUCGAAGAUACCCUCUUGACCCUCUUCCUGGCUCGGGUUGCGGGUGGACGUAAGUUCAGCAAGCUCGAUGUCAAGCGAGUCUAUUUCGGUAACUGGCUGCGCGACUACAGUCAGGCUGUCGAUGUGGGCACCGUCAAGCACGUCAGUGCCGAGGCCAUUCGCAUUCUGAUCUGGGUCCUGGGUUUCAUGAGCUUUGGCUAUGGCACUCGCGAAUUUGAGGUCACCACCGAGCGUUUGGGCUGCUACCAGCCUACCGAGCAUAUCGAUAACCCAUUGGGCUACGCUGAGGGUGACGAUGCCCGUCGCUACGACCGCCGUCUCCGGGGACCCAUUGAUGAGGAGCGUGAGCUGUCCAUUGACACUCGAACUGGCCUCAAAAACUACAUCGCUUCCGAAGACCUCGGCAUUGAUACCUCAGCCGCCCUGAUCCGCCGUGUUCUGGGUCGCUCCAUUCAACUCGGCCGUCGCUACGCCCGCUCCCGCAAUGACGAAGACCUGCACGAGGCUCUGCGUCUGCUCGGAACCGGUCUGCACUGUCUGGAAGACUACGCUGCCCACUCCAACUAUACCGAGCUCAGCCUGAUCGAGCUCGGCGAGAGGAACGUCUUCCCUCACGUCGGCCGCAACACCAAGGUUCAGAUUCGCGGAGUCCGUGAGGAGGUCUAUCCCAUCGUAACUGGCACUUUCGGAGGAGUCGAUUUUUUCCACUCGGUCCUGGGAGAAUUCUCGGACAAGACCAAGCAGUCUGAGCUCCAGUCCCUGGAGGGCGUGAUCUCGGAGUCCGAAAACGACGGCCCAUCCAAGAGCAUGCUGCAGGAUCUGCUCAGCAAGAUCCCCAGUGGUCUGAUUGGCAGCAGCGGCGAUCAGGCAGGCAAAAUGGACGACUUCAAGGCCAAGGCCGACAAUGCCCGCCAUGAUGGCCAAAACGUCAGUCCCCGCCAACCAGAGGAGUGGGCCCGCUACCUGGAAAAUGUCCAGAAGCAGAUCUACCCUGUUCUCGACUGGCAUGAUGAGCUGCUCAAGAGCAUCAACGAGGCCAUUGAGAAGAUUCCAGUCCUUCCAGACUUGAUUGAGCAGGUUCAAGACGAGAUCACCGUCUUUGUCUUCUCGGUGCUCGCUCCCUACAUCCUGCCUAUUAUCAAGCAGGCCAAGUCCGAGCUGGAGACCGGCUCCUCGGAAGUCAUUCAGUCUAGUCGGAAUCAGCAGCACAUUGUCUUCAAUGACGACAACUCCUCAAAUCCCACCCACUCGAUGCUCUCCAAGGACCACUUCUCCAACAUCCUUAACGAGCCAGCGGGCCGAAUUGCCUCGGAAGUGGUCAAGUGGACCGUUCCUCAGCUGAUGCAAUGCUGGGACGAUGAGAAUAUCGACAUUGACCGGACUCUGAACCGAAUCAUCUCCGGAGUCUUCCACCACCCCGCAAUGCACAGAUACGGCGAUGACGGCGCGGCCGACAUUCGUGGAAUCAUGUUCUCCACCGUGGAAAGGUGGUGGAGCGAGAAGGACGAACGGGAGCGCGAUGUCCUUCGCGACCAACUCAGCCGUGAUGGCGUUCGGCAGGGCCGAAACCACAAAGAGGGCGUUGAGGACUGCGGUCAUGGAUGCGGCAAGCCCCUCUCUCUGCCGAAGAAACACGGCACGACUGGCGGCAGCAGCGGAGGCUAUCAACAGUCUAGUGACAACGGACUGGGCAAGAUUGCUGCCGAGGCCGUGGGCGGAGGAGCCAUCGGUGGCCUUGUCGGCGGUCUUGUGGGCAGCAUUGGCUCCAUGGGUCUGGACGAUGGCGGCUCUGGAGGCCGAAGCAGCCCGAAGAGACAAAAGAGCCCCAAGAGAGAAAAGAGCCCCAAGCGCCACGGAUACGGCAAUCGUGAUAAUGAUGAUGAUGAUGAUGACGACGACGAGAACGAGCACAAGCACGAGAAUCGUCGACGCCACCAUGAACAUCGUGAAGAGCCCGAGACACAGCCGUUUGGCUAUGCGCCGCCGCCUCGUCAAGGAGGGUACGAGUAUCAGAGUGAGUCGACUUACAACGAGCGUCCGGCCCCUCGCAACGACUAUGGCCGUGAUGACCGUCCAGCGCCUCGCAACGAUUACGGCCGGGACGAAUACCCCAGCGACUUUGCUCGCAACAACUAUCCCCAGCAGGAAUAUAACAGCUCAACCAGCUACGGCGAGCGUCCUGCUCGAAACGGGUAUGCUCGCGACGAAUAUCGCAACGACUUCCCGCCCAACCCCCCUUCUGUGCAGAGCUACCGGCGCGAGGAGGACCGGGAAUCCCGACAGGAUGACAGAGGCUGCUACCAACAGGAGAGCCGACAGACCUACGAGUCCGGUCGAACCGAGUACCAGCGGACCGAGACCCGGUCUGACUACGGAGCCCCCCAGUCCACCUACGAGACCGUGCAGCAGACCAGCUACGGCGAUGGACGCGUUGAACGGUAA
This is a messenger RNA of Penicillium daleae, 2577 nucleotides long. RefSeq names its product Het-C domain-containing protein. The coding region runs from base 1 to 2577 and encodes 858 amino acids. The record is from RefSeq and is a predicted model, not a curated record. Lineage: Eukaryota; Fungi; Ascomycota; Eurotiomycetes; Eurotiales; Aspergillaceae. The transcript is spliced from 3 exons.